AUGGAUGUCUCCAACAACCGUCUUUUCCGGUUCUCCAAACCGGAAUGGUUAAACAACAAUUCCGUCCGCAACGCAGGCGUCUACACAUCGGGAGCAUUGUUUUCUCUCGGCUUCUUCUUCUUAGUCGAUGCAGCUGCAUUCUCUCACAGCUCACGAAAUGGUUCAAACGUGCAUGUCAAAUUCGUCGACUGGAUCCCCGGUAUCUGCUCCGCGCUCGGAAUGCUUGUUAUUAACUCAAUCGAGAAGUCACGGCUGCACGCAGAUAGCUGGAGCUACAGUGGAACCGGUGUCGCGUGGAAAGCGCGGUUUGUACUUUUCCUUGGGUUUGCGCUGUUGGCUGGCGGUCUGGCAGGCAGUGUGACGGUCAUGGUUCUUAAAUACCUCAUUAAACAAUACCCCCUGCAGACGCUAUACUUUGGAAUCGCUAAUGUCGUUGCGAAUGGACUCGUCAUGCUGAGCACGAUUGUUCUCUGGAUUUCGCAGAACAUAGAAGAUGAUUACACCUACAACCUUGCGUUGUAG
Aspergillus bombycis is the source of this 522-nucleotide messenger RNA. Its product is annotated as UPF0220 family protein. Gene Ontology annotation, cellular component: Vps55/Vps68 complex; fungal-type vacuole membrane. The record is from RefSeq and is a predicted model, not a curated record. The transcript is spliced from 4 exons. Gene Ontology annotation, biological process: late endosome to vacuole transport via multivesicular body sorting pathway; protein targeting to vacuole. Lineage: Eukaryota; Fungi; Ascomycota; Eurotiomycetes; Eurotiales; Aspergillaceae. Bases 1 to 522 code for a protein of 173 amino acids.